UUAUCACAUGUAAUAUGUAAAUCUUUUUUUCCAUCUUUAGCAAAUGUUUUAAUUGCUUGAUAAACCAUAUUUAAUGUUGUAUUAGCCCCUUUUGACAUACCUUUAGGAAAUUCAUCUUCCGUAAUAACAAAAUUUAUUUGUCUAUUUUCUCCACCUUCGGUUUUGCAAACACCAAAUAAAUGAACAGCAUAGGCUGUUUUAAAAAAAAUUGAUCCAACUUGCUGUGGUGAAUAUGGAAUUGAUACAUUUUGUGCCCAAUCAUAACAAAUAUGUGCUAUAGAUAAAUCCUGUUUGCUUUUUUCGAUAUUAUCAUUAUAAUGUUUUCGUUCAAGAUCUGCUGCUUUAUGGUGUUCUUCAUAUUGAUCUUUUAUAAUAUUGUAUUUAUCAAUAUCACUUUUCGCUGCUUGCAUUUUUGCUUUGAAUUCUACACACUUUUCACAAAGAUCAGAUGCAGAAGGUUGGAAUUUGAGAUUAGGUAUUAAUUCGUGCCAAAGUCUACGAAAUGUAGAAUAAGAAAUGAUAGUUUCACUUUCAUCAUGUUCAAGAUAAAAAUCUUCUUUGUAUUUCUUAUAUAUUGAAGUAUAAUUUUCACCA
Rhizophagus irregularis DAOM 181602=DAOM 197198 is the source of this 594-nucleotide messenger RNA. Lineage: Eukaryota; Fungi; Glomeromycota; Glomeromycetes; Glomerales; Glomeraceae. The record is from RefSeq and is a predicted model, not a curated record.